Messenger RNA from Penaeus vannamei (Pacific white shrimp), 918 nucleotides. Its product is annotated as tetranectin. NCBI's taxonomy places the organism in Eukaryota, Metazoa, Arthropoda, Malacostraca, Decapoda, Penaeidae. The record is from RefSeq and is a predicted model, not a curated record. Gene Ontology annotation, molecular function: signaling receptor activity.
GAUUCUUCUCCUAUAAAGGGAGAUAGAGACAGUCACGUGCAUCCUUCCCCGCGAUGCCACAAUGAAUCUAGCGCUCCUCGUUUUCCUUACUCUCGGUGUCGUUGGGACAGCCGUGGCAACCUUAUACGAGAAAAGUGCUAAUGAAUCCAAGGCUGUCUGUUAUAGCCCCUAUACUCCCAUUGGGAAUCGCUGUUUGUUUGUCGAGCCCCAGACUGAGGGAACCUGGUAUCAGAUGCGGGAUUUCUGUUACCUAGUGAACGGAAACUUACUCAAGUUGGACGAUGCUAAUCUCCUCACCGAUAUCGUCGAGUACAUUACUUACCAAGUGGGUGUGAACAGGGACUACUGGAUCGGGGGGAGUGAUGAGAACCACGAGGGUCUUUGGCUGUGGAUGGACGGAACGAUCAUGAGGACAGGUGUUCCCUUGUGGUACCAUUGCACCUCCGUCGCUCAACAACCGAAUGGGGGCGGCUCAGAAAACUGUGCCGUCAUGCGCUGGGAUUCAUUUUACCAUAUCCAUGACGAGUCUUGCUAUACAGUUCGGUCUGUCAUUUGUGAGAGCACCGCACAUAAAUCUGCUGACAAGUUUUGACCACAAAAGAGAUAGUCAUUUCUUUUAUAUCAUACUGCGACACCAUCCGAGAUCAUUAGCAGAGUAUACAUCUACCGAGUGAUAUCUAUAUACUAUGAAAUUUGUUCAUCAUGUAGCCUGUAGCCACUCUGCCUUAAACGUUUGUAAAUUUUGUAAUCUGUUCUGAAAUCUGUUGUAACAACUGAAUAAAUAUUAUAAAGUGCACUUUGAUUAUCUGGCAAUCUACAAUUUUAAUAUACACUGCAACUGAAUUGGCUAAAACUAAAAAUUGGCUAAAUUACUUUGUAAAGAAAGAAAUAUACAUAAAAUAAAAGUAGCAACAGAAA